Messenger RNA from Stylophora pistillata, 3502 nucleotides. RefSeq names its product calpain-15. Gene Ontology annotation, molecular function: calcium-dependent cysteine-type endopeptidase activity. Gene Ontology annotation, biological process: proteolysis. Gene Ontology annotation, cellular component: cytoplasm. The record is from RefSeq and is a predicted model, not a curated record. Lineage: Eukaryota; Metazoa; Cnidaria; Anthozoa; Scleractinia; Pocilloporidae.
UGAAAAUUUUAGGUAGAUUUACCUCGUAUAUAUGUAGUUUGUGAUGUCAAUUACAAUUCUUCCUGAUGAUUUAUAGUCCAUAUCUGUGAUCGAUCGUGUAGUUUAGUAUGCUUUAAAUCCACAAAUGGACGAGAUGGGUGCUAAUUUUUCUUUGGAACAACAGUGGACAUGCAAUAAGUGCACCUUGAUAAACCGAGGUAGAAAUUCCACCUGCUUAGCUUGUGACCAUCGUAAACAAUCCACUGCGACAUGGAUUUGUCAAUUUUGUGGCUCUCGUAAUCCACACACUGUAGUUCUUUGUAACAGCUGUGGAUCGGAUCGGGAGGUUGCUCGAAAUGCUGAUAGCAGUGGUAAACAAUGGACGUGCCCUCGAUGUACUUUAACUAAUCCGUGGAAUAGAUCUAUCUGUUCUGCUUGUCGGUUGGAACCUCCUAUCGCAGUGGCCAAUUCUGUGAAAGCUUCCGUAAGUGAAAGAACUUUUUCCCGCCCAAAAAUUUAUCCCGAUCUGUCGCUUGAACUACAUCCAACUAUUGCUCAGCAAAGUUCAGAGGGUCUGAAAUGUCCUAAAUGCCAAAGUUUGUUAUAUGACAAUGUCGGAGUUCACUGUACAGUUUGCCAUUCACCUUGCCCGGAAGAAGGUUUUAAACCUCGACCAUUUCCGAAAUCUUCCAUUCCUUCUGUAUCUAAAAGCCCUCUUGGAGACCGUUGGAGUUGUUCUCAAUGUACAUUUGACAACAAAGGUCCUGGUGAGGUGGAUUCUGGUUGGUCCUGCACAGCUUGCACUCUAUAUAACCCAAUUAGCACUGCUGUGUGCAGUGCUUGUGGUGCCAAGAAAGAUCUUGAUGAUCAAGGGUUUCAGACAUCACCCUCAGCAAGUCCAAGGAGAGCAAUGCAACGCCAACAGAGUAUCAAUUCUGAGUCCAGGAGAAUUCGAGAUGAGAAACAAGCUAAAGAACAAUGGAUCAAUGUUGUACAAUAUUGUAAAAGUGCCAAAAUUGAAUUUGUUGAUGACUCCUUCCCACCCACUGACAAGUCUCUGUACUUUGAACCACGCCAUUCUGAUCACCCUCGUGUGACAGAUUGGCGACGUCCUGUAAAAAUCAAGGCAUUUAGAGGGGAGCAUGGCACUACAUCAAUUCCUUUGGCCGUAUUCCGUAAUCCUAGGCCUGAUGACAUCAUGCAAGGAGUUCUGGGUGACUGCUGGUUUUUAAGUGCGAUGGCUGUCUUAGGUGAAAGACCAGAACUUUUGGAAAAGAUUGUGAUAACAAGAGAGAUCAAUAAUGAAGGAGCUUACCAAGUUCGCCUUUGCAAAGAUGGAAAAUGGACGAUAAUCUUGGUUGAUGACUUACUACCUUGCAAUCGCUAUGGACAACCAGUUUAUUCACAGGCCCGACGACAGCAAUUAUGGGUACCUUUGAUUGAGAAGGCCAUGGCCAAACUGCAUGGUUGUUAUCAGGCUCUUACUGCUGGACGCUGUAUUGAAGGCCUACAAACUUUGACAGGAGCACCUUGUGAGAGUUUUAUGCUGCAUGAGCCUCCACACCCUACAAGUGAUAUAGAAGUUAUCGAUAAAGACAUGAUUUGGGCACAGCUUCUGAGCUGCAGGACUGCAGGGUUUUUAAUGGGUGCUUCCUGUGGUGGAGACACGAAGCCAGAGGAAAAAGAUCUUUUUGCAGCGGUUGGUUUGCAGACUCACCAUGCGUACUCAGUGCUUGAUGUUAAGGAUGUCCAUGGAAUAAGACUCGUUCGUCUUCGAAACCCGUGGGGUCGCUUCUCGUGGACUGGUGACUGGUCUGAUGGGUCCCCACUGUGGAACCCUGAAUUAAGAUAUGAACUGAUGGCCCUUGGAUCUGAGGAAGGAGUCUUUUGGAUGUCCCUCGAAGACUUCAUGAAGUACUUUGAUAGUGUAGACGUGUGUAAGAUCAGAGAGGGCUGGGCAGAGGCUCAUGUCAAUGGAUGCUUCCCGCAAUUUGCUGGUCCCCCUGCCAAGGUUGCCUUGGUGAAUGUGUUUAACACAACAGAAGUCGAGUUUUGGUUGUUCCAAGAAGGAGUCAGGGGGAAAGCGGAGGGUGUUAAAGCACUCCUUGAUCUGUCAAUCAUCGUGUGUCGCACAUCCUCCGGUACGGCAAAUCCCAGGCCCCUUUCACUUGUCUGCCACAGUAAGAGGCAAGUGAAGACCAAUGUAUCGUGCAGCGGUAUUCUGGAAGAAGGAACCUAUAUGAUAAUUUGUUCAGCUUUUAACCAUUGGCAGUCAUUAGAAGCAAAAAUUGAUGAAGCAAUGGGAGCAUCAUUCGUCAAAGGACUAGUGGGUGAAGAGCUUUAUCCAAGUUAUGUUCUCACUGUUCACAGUUCCCGCGCUGUCAUGGUGGACCAGAUUCCAAUGACAGACUACUGUUUGGCUGAUUCGCUGUUGCUAUUGGCUACGACAAAAGGCAAAAGGCACGAGUCGCAUCAUGUGUGAUAAUGGGUAUGGAGCAUAUGGCGCUCAUCACAAUCCACAACUGAUACCUGAACUCUAUGGACUGCAUAGCGCGCGACCCUUAUGACGAAGGGUUUGUUUACGCGUUUUAUGGACCUAACCCUAAUGAUAGUCCUACCCACAGUGAGUAAUACGAACCAAACCGCAAUUCUACCUGACCAUGCAACGUGAGUUCACUGAGAUGGUUUUAAGGCAAAGGCUGACCUGCGAGAUCUUGCGGCUUCUAGGCUGAUGACGUGAUGGCAUUUGAACAACAAUGAAAAGGCGUCUCGAUGGAGGUCUUAAAAUCCAUAUCCAAAAACUAACGGCUAAACGCCACGAUGAAGACAAAAAUACACCGACCGCCGAUUAGAACUCAAAUCAAUAUUGCGUUAAUUGCCGGAAAUGGCGAGUGACCAAGUCUCGAUUGGAUGAAGUGUUUCAUCUGAUUGGUUCAAAACGUGGCUUGAGUUUUGCUGUACCAAUCACAGGGCGAAGAGAAGGAUACCAAUCCAAAAUUACUUUCAAUGGGAGUUUCUAUAAAUUAAGGUGCUUAGUCUCUGGCGUAGGGUUCGUCAGUCUGCAAUAAAGCCAGGCCAUUCUUUCGGGUCAAGUUGAAUAUGAUACUGGGUUUCGACAUAAGUGUGGAAAAUAUUUAUUUUUUAGAAGUUUUUCGAAGUGAAAGCAAAAGGUUUUUCCAUUGAAUUGUGAACGUGCAACAGCGCAAACGAGUACCCUCUAACCCUCUAAAGGUGUUGAACGAGUCAGUGAUUUGUUGAAGAGACAGGGAAAAAAACAUGUGGGUCUCGGCCUUUCCUAUUUGGCUUAACGAACAAACAAGCUAACCUUAAGGCUAUCACAAUUUACAGAGGACACGAUUAUUACUAGUAUGAUGAUCAUCAUGGAUGUUAUUACCAUAACUUUUAUCUGAAUCAUCAUUUUACAUUUUAUCAUUUUACUUAGAGAUUUCUGUAACAUCAAAUUCUGUUGCUUACAGCAAUUAAUAAAAUUAGGGUCAAACGUAUCUUAUAUCACUCCUUCGAA